GAUUGUGGUUCAGUGCUGAAUUGCCUUCUGGAGGCACAGUUACUCAACGAAUACUACAAGCAAAGUCACUCGUUACUCAAUCCUUGCACAAGGCAAUCGACCACGGACCGUUCAGUUUUCAGUUUCGCGCCAAGCCUUCCGCGGAACGCAUCGCAGUGCACAGGACCACAGACCAGACAGAUCGAUGCGGCAGAUAACCUUUAUGUUUUUGUUUACAUCAGUCUGACAGCUUCAAAAUUCCGGUAUCGGAUUUAUCUGAUCCCAUCGAAAUUCUAGGUAUUUAUGUGUCGGACAGUCAUUAUAGGUUAUAUCAACGGAAGUGCAAUGUUGUCUCACAUAAUUUUUACGAUUUUUAUCGCUUUGUUUUCUUCGAAUUGUGUUGAAAGUUUGGAGAAUGGUUUGGCGAGAACACCGCCGAUGGGCUGGCUGGCUUGGGAAAGGUUCAGAUGUAAUACUGAUUGCAAAAAUGACCCUGACAACUGCAUAAGUGAAAAUUUGUUUCGAACAAUGGCAGACAUUCUAGUCAACGAAGGCUAUGCCGCAGUCGGUUACAAUUACAUAAAUGUCGACGACUGUUGGCUUGAAAAAGAAAGAAACCGAUAUGGUCAACUUGUUCCCGACAAACAGAGAUUUCCCAGAGGCAUGAAAUCUUUAGCAGACUACGUCCAUUCGAAAGGUUUAAAAUUUGGCAUAUACGAGGAUUUUGGUAACUACACUUGUGCUGGAUAUCCUGGUGUUUUGGGCUACCUUCAGAACGACGCUGAACUUUUUGCUUCUUGGGACGUGGACUAUGUCAAACUGGAUGGAUGUUACGCCCAUCCAUCCGAAAUGGACCACGGUUACCCAGAAUUCGGUUUUCACCUCAACAGAACCGGCAGACCCAUGAUCUACUCCUGCAGUUGGCCUGUAUAUCAAAUUUAUGCAGGUAUGCAGCCUAAUUUCACUUCCAUAAUUCAACAUUGUAAUUUGUGGAGAAACUACGACGAUAUUCAAGACUCCUGGUCCAGUGUAGAAAGUAUAAUAGAUUAUUUUGGAAAUAAUCAAGAUGUUAUUGUGCCAAAUGCAGGACCUGGUCAUUGGAAUGAUCCAGAUAUGUUAAUCGUUGGCAACUUUGGACUCAGCUAUGAACAGAGCAAGACUCAGAUGGCCAUAUGGGCAAUUAUAGCAGCACCCCUACUCAUGUCAGUUGAUCUCAGAACCAUAAGGCCAGAAUACAAGGCCAUCUUACAAAACAAAAAAAUCAUAGCAAUAGACCAAGAUCCUCUUGGUAUCCAAGGAAGAAGGAUUUAUAAGCAUAAAGGAAUAGAAAUAUGGUCUAGACCGAUCACUCCACUCUUCCAAAACUACUUCUCCUAUGGCAUAGCUUUCGUAAACAAGAGAACAGAUGGUACUCCUUCUGAUGUAGCAGUGACACUUAAGGAACUUGGACUUACUUCUCCUACAGGGUAUCAAGUAGAGGAUCUGUACGAAGAUGUGAACUAUGGUAUAUUAUCUCCACAAACAAAGAUAAAAGUCAAAGUCAACCCUUCAGGUGUUGUGAUUCUCAGAGCAGACGUCCAACCUGACUUCAACAACAGGCGAGUUCCAUUCUACACCACCCAGAGGACAAUCUUCGACCCUUUGACUCAAGUGUUUAGGGUUAGGAGUAACAAUGAAUUUUAGAUUUUUAAAGUCUAUUACGUCAUAAGUUGUGUAUAUAUGAUUUUUUUAAAUUAUACCAUACUUUUAAGUGAACCUUGUGAAAAAUAUUUAUUCUUAAUUUCUCUAGUUGCAACUGUGAGAUUCAGGAAUAUGAUGAAAAUCUAGUGAUUUUAAUGGUGAUACCUAGAAAUGUAGGCAUAUCAUAUAAAAUAGGAAAAUAUGGGCAAUUCUCAUUUACAUCAGCAAAGUAGAAAUUCAUCAUGUUAUAUAUUUGUGUUGCGCCUCUUUUAUUUGUUAAAUAAAUAUUUCUUUUAUGUAUGGUUUUAGAAUAUUAUGGAAAAAAAUUAUCAGAGAUCAAAAUAUAGGUGAUAUAGCAAUAUUUUAUUAUAUUCAUCAGUGUCAUUAGAUUUCCAUUUAAUUUAUUUUCUUAUUUCUUGAAGAACUGUUCAAGAUGGUUAUAAAAUUUAGAUAUAAAUUGUUUGAAAGUUGAAAUCCCACAGUUUUUUCAUCUUUUUCUUAUCAUGUUACACUGUUCCACUUCCUUUGUAAUACAAGCAAGUUACUCAUAGUAACAUUGACACAUAAUGCUCUGUACUUCAGGUAAUAUAAAAGAUUUCUAUUUUGUGUAGAAAGAGAGGGGAAUCAACUUCAACAUAGGAGUGAGACAACACAUCUUUGCAUCAGCUGACUGGAAUCGCAACAUAGUUUCGAUUCACUAGAUAUUUAAAUAAUCGAUACUGUUCUAUCAUUGGUUAGAAUUCAAACUACUUUACUUUAUCCUUCAUGAUCACGUGACUGGAGUAUCAACCUCUCUCUUUUUAAUGUUGUAGUCAUUGUUCUGAACUGCUCAAUCGCUAAUAAGUGGUGCAGUUGACCCUAAGUGAAUUCUUCAUGUUUAUGGGAUUUAACUAUUCAGGAAUUGUUUUUCUGAUGUAUAAUAGAAAUAAAUAUUUUCUCACUUU
Molecule: messenger RNA, 2603 nt
Organism: Harmonia axyridis
Lineage: Eukaryota; Metazoa; Arthropoda; Insecta; Coleoptera; Coccinellidae
Product: alpha-N-acetylgalactosaminidase
Exons: 9
Coding region: 283-1662 (459 amino acids)
Biological process (GO): glycoside catabolic process; oligosaccharide metabolic process; glycosylceramide catabolic process
Cellular component (GO): cytoplasm
Molecular function (GO): alpha-galactosidase activity
Source: RefSeq, a predicted model, not a curated record